Molecule: messenger RNA, 1383 nt
Organism: Rosa chinensis
Lineage: Eukaryota; Viridiplantae; Streptophyta; Magnoliopsida; Rosales; Rosaceae
Product: probable jasmonic acid carboxyl methyltransferase 2
Exons: 4
Coding region: 72-1163 (363 amino acids)
Biological process (GO): methylation
Molecular function (GO): S-adenosylmethionine-dependent methyltransferase activity
Source: RefSeq, a predicted model, not a curated record
UAGUAUAUAUGGUUAAUUAGCAGCUGAAUUCGUGUUUAAAGAGGAAGAGCAUUUGAAAGCAAACAUCCAAUAUGGAGGUGGAGCAAGUCCUUCACAUGAAUGGCGGAUGUGGGAGAACAAGCUAUUCAAACAACUCGCUUCAUCAAAGAGCAGCGAUUUUAUGGGUGAAGCCCAUUUUAGAUGCAAGCAUAGAGAAGCUGUGUUGCUCCAACCUCCCUGCAGAGUGUUUGAGGAUAGCUGACUUGGGAUGUUCUUCAGGACCAAACACCCUUUUAGUCGUAUCAAAUGUCAUCGACAUGAUCCAGAAUACAUGUCAAAAAUUGAACUGUCGACCUCCAUCGCUCCAAGUAUUUUUGAAUGAUCUUCCCCAAAACGACUUUAACACAGUUUUCAAAUCAUUGCCAAGCUUCUACAAAAAACUCGAAGAAAGGAAGUGGCUGGAGCCAUGCUUCAUUGCAGGAAUGCCCGGUUCUUUCUAUGGCAGGCUCUUUCCUCAGAGUUCUAUCAACUUUUUUCACUCUUCUUACUCUUUGCACUGGAUCUCUAAGGUUCCAAAAGGUUUGGUAACAAAAGGAGGACUCAACGAGGGAAACAUAUGCAUAGCCAAGACAAGCCCACCUUCUGUGUUUAAUGAAUACUUUGAGCAAUUUAAGAAAGACUUCAGAGUGUUUCUAAGGUCUCGUGCAGAAGAGUUGGUCCCUCAGGGUAGAAUGGUCCUCACAAUCAGGGGGAGCAUAAACAGUCAUGAACCCCUCUCUAUAUUCGAAUUUCUUGGAUUGAAAAUCAAUGAUAUGGUUUUAGAGGGUUUGAUUGAAAAGAAGAACUUAGACUACUUCAAUAUUCCUUACUAUGAACCUACAAUGGAGGAACUGAUGGAGCUGAUCGAGACCGAAGGAUCCUUUAGGUUGCCGGACCAUCAAGUGUUUAAACGUGAUUGGGACUCUUCUAUAAAGGAAGCUGAUAGUGGUCUCGGUAAGAAAGCAAGGGCGGGUAUACUUUCCACUCAAAUUAGGUCUGUGGUGGAGCCUCUUCUGAUCAGUCACUUUGGAGAGGGACUCAUGGAAGAUUUGUUUCACAGGUUUGAAAAAGAUGUUCUUGAUCACAUGGAAAAGGAGAAGUGCCAGUCUAUAGAUAUAGUUCUAUCGUUGACAAAGGAGUAUUGAGCAGAAUAAUCGAGAACAUGCAUUGUUGUGGUUAAGGAUAAGUGUUUCUAGUUUUGGUUAGUAGCCAUGGCGUCGUACGUAGUCUUAAACUGCGUCACAUUACGGUGUUUCUAUUAUUAGAGUAUUACAUAAACAAACAGAGUUUGUUCUUCAUAUUCAUAUACUCGAUCUUUUCAAACUGUCAUUCAAUCUAGUACCACCGUUGUGGCAUUUUUUUUUU